This is a messenger RNA of Toxorhynchites rutilus septentrionalis, 2534 nucleotides long. RefSeq lists its product as uncharacterized. Gene Ontology annotation, cellular component: ciliary transition zone; ciliary membrane. Gene Ontology annotation, biological process: regulation of protein localization; cilium assembly. The record is from RefSeq and is a predicted model, not a curated record. The transcript is spliced from 3 exons. Lineage: Eukaryota; Metazoa; Arthropoda; Insecta; Diptera; Culicidae. The coding region runs from base 1105 to 2097 and encodes 330 amino acids.
AUCAACUUAUUUGGGCUUGCGUGCCAGUCUCAAAACUGCUUUCAACUAGGAUUGCAUUUUCGCUUAUCUUGAUCAUAAUGGUAGAAUGGUUAUUUCAAAAUUUUCGUAGCUUUAUAAAAUAAUAUCCGCAGUUAUAAACAAGCGACUUGAAUUAAACUACAGCGUAGUUCUACGUCAACAAUGCGGUCGUGUCUUGAACAUAACCUCCUUUUUUUUUUCUUUAUUGUUUCUUAUAAUCUAUCUAAUAAACUCGCACCUACACACUCUCAGAAAAAAUGGUAUAUUGACGAUUUUUUUUUAGUAAAUAUUGCCAAUUAUUAAUCAUGUUUUGACGGACGAAUUAUUCGUGCAUAUUACGCGAUAAAAAUAGUGAAAUAAAAUGUCAAACCGGCAGUAUAAGUCGUCGAUUCAACGUGAUUUUUACAUAUACCUUAAACAUGUUUGAAAAUUAUUGAAAAUAAUUUUUCUUUAUGAAUUGGUGCUAUCCGCAAAGUUACCAAUUCAAUGUACCAAUCGUUGGUAGGGAUGUAUUUCAUCCGAAAUUAAUUUUACAUACGGUUGGUAAUGUGUACAGUAAAUAUGUAAAUUUUACUCGUGUUUGCCAAAUACCAAAGGUAUGGGGUAUUUUUUAUCAAGGAUUUUGUGGGAUUUUUGUGGUACGAAUAAUUCGUCCGGUAAUAAAUGACUAAUAACAAAUAACGGGGAUACUUUUGAAUGACCCAAUAAACACUAUGAAUGAGUGACAAGUUGGAUAAUACGUGUGUACCCUUUAAGACCGGAAGAACGAAACAAGCAAUCCGCCCUCUCCCCCUAGAGAUCCGAGCUUGAUGCCACGACAUUUGUGAUGCUAGCCACUCGGCCAUGGGAGCCACUGAAGAUGCUUACUCACGGACGAAAACCUCUUUCAGGGAUGAAUAACCGUCUGUUAAAAUUCCUUAUAACUCAAUAACCAUAACAGUGAAAUUGAUCAUAUCAAUUCUCGUUGCUUCCAGUGUUGUGUCAGAGGACACAAACCAACAUGGGUUGCUAUAGCUACGAAAUAAAGCAAACAAACGGAAAUGUUUAUUUCUUCAGUCUGUACUGUCAUAUUAGCACAGUUUCGAAAUGAAACUUUUCAUUCUCCAUAGAAAAGUAAUUUAUAUUGAGUAUCGGAACCGCAUUUGCUCAUUUUCAACUUUUUUCAUCGCCACCGUAGUUUUACUUUCAUUCAUCCUUCCCUAUUGUGUUCUGAAAUUCAUUAAUCCUGGUGCUCUCUGGGAUCGAUACCGCCUUGUGUAUGAACAACCUGACGUGCAAUUCACUUAUCGCUAUUUAUUCCUGGCGGAAAUGAAUCGUCUCGAGGGAAGCAAUGAGAUCAUUACGUGUAGCUCAUUUGAAUCAUACAAUGCGCUUACCGAAGAACGCCAGGAAUGCACUUCGAUAAAGGUAACAGAACAUGAUAGCAACGUGGAUGGAAAAACCGAUAUACUCAAAGCGUCUGUUAGCUUUAAUCUGCCGGAUGAUUCUCUUGGGUUGGCAUUUUAUUCUUUAUAUUUCUUCCUGGAAACAAGUCUAGAGAGUAAUUGCCGAUUCUUAAUUCCAACGUUUAUAUCUCUAAACAAGCUCUCUCCACCCGUGGCUCCGUUCACGUCAGGAACAAUUCACCACGCUGGUCACCUGGAAGCCAGUCAGAUGGUUUCUCUCCAGUGUCCGUUUUUCAUGCGAAACAUCAAAACCCACUUCAGUCACAAUUACUUUCCGAACGAAAAUUUUACAUCGGUGGAAGAUUUCCUCCCGGAAUCGAUACAAAACAAAAUUGAAUCCUCUAACGCGGCCCAUUUUCAUCUUGGCCAGCGGAAAAUCCACUGGAAACGGGAUGGUUCCGGGGAGAUCACAAUAAGCGUCGAAGUGCUGAUUGGGAGAGAAGAUAGCAGACACACGGCGUUGCUUUAUAACUCCUCGAUAUGGCAAAUGGUUGCUCAGUUCUGGGUGCAGUAUUUUUCGGUGCUAGCGGUGUCAUUUUGGAUCGCCAACAGAGUGAAAGAUUGGUUAUUUGAAAGUUCUACUAUCAGAGCGAUGGAAAUUGUACCAUGGAAGGAAAAGAUGAAAGUGAUGUAAAAUUUUAACGAUUGUGUGUUCAAAAUUAUGUACCGUAAAGCUCCCUUACACCAACCAGCAUAGUUCCACCCACUUGAAAUAAAAUGCACUAUUUUACACUAGCUACCUUAUUUCUUCUGAUAAAUUAUUUUUGUGUAGGGGUAGUGAAGGCAAAUUGGUCACUGGGGGCAAGGUGGCCACCUGCUUGUUUGGUGGUAUAACUAUUGAUACUCACCUAAAGGGGAUAUUCUAGUGUAGGGACCCGAAAUUCGGACGUUUUUUCCAGCUCCGUAAAAAUAAAACAAAGAAGUACCAUCCAUUAUAUCAUUAUUUGUCCAUCUAUCUUUCAAUCAUAAAACAAAGGUUGAACGGAGAAAAGUAUUCAUAACUAGUAUAAUUGAAGAGCUUAGAAUGAAAGGGGUGUAAGUGAUUUGAUCGAUUUCUCUACAUCGACUCUC